GUCACUACGAUGCUCAUUGGUCUAUGGUAAUAGGUUAAACUAAGGAUCGUAUUUUUGUUCCUGUGUCAACGAAAAGAAGAAAAGAGCAGAAACCAGUGGGACCCGACUAAGUUUUCAUAAAAGAUCUUUUAUCCAGUCAUAACGGAAGAGUCUCCGCAUAUCUGACACUAGCCAGACACCCAUCACCUUAGCAGAACGCUUUUUGAAGAUGAACUCCAAUGUGGAGAAUUUGCCUCCUCAUGUUCUUCGCUUGGUCUACAAAGAGGUUUCAGCUUUGGCAGCAGACCCCCCUGAGGGUAUCAAGAUUUAUCCCAGUGAGGAAGACAUAACCGAACUGCAUACUGCCAUCGAAGGACCGGAGGGAACUCCAUUUGCUGGUGGCGUUUUCCGAAUGCGUCUGGUCCUCGGGAAGGACUUCCCUGCGGUUCCACCCAAGGGGUAUUUCCUGACCAAGAUUUUUCACCCCAAUGUGGGUCACAAGGGAGAGAUCUGUGUCAACGUGUUGAAGAGGGACUGGAAGGCAGAACUCGGCCUCAGACAUGUUUUGCUUACAAUCAAGUGUCUUCUCAUCCAUCCGAAUCCAGAGUCGGCUCUGAACGAAGAGGCAGGGCGUUUGCUGUUAGAGGACUAUGCAGAAUAUGAGUCCCGAGCUCGUCUGCUCACAGAGAUCCAUGCCAUGGGCGGGCCUGGUGGGACCUCUGGGACACCACAGGAUCCUAAUGACGGCCCACAGCCGAAGAAGCACGCAGGGGACCCCGCGAAGAGAGCGGGACCCAGCGCCGCAACCGUCCCAGCAGCUCUGGGUAAUGGAGCAAAUGGAGCCAGUACCACCAACAGCAAUAGCAACAGUAGUAGUAACACCAAUAAUGUAGCAGGGAAAAAGAAAGCAGACAAAAAGCGUGCAUUGAGGCGACUUUAAUACCUCCGCGAAAUUCUCAGUAUGUGUGUAAGUGUGUGAGUGCGAGAAUGUGUAAAUAUAAAUAUUGAAGUGUGCUGGCGAUGUUUUUGUUCACUUUUUUUCCCUGACUCUUUCUACCGCCUAUCCAGAGUGUCCACUUUGUACUCAUACCUUACCUCCUGUCUAGUCUUCACUUUGUCCUGUUGACAUUACAGGUUUCGUUAAUUAUUUCCAUACUUAAUGAUAUGAUGAAAAAUAUCUGUUCCUCUUUUAAAAGGAAAAAUGACACCUUCGCUGCAGAAAUCAUGCCAUCUGUUGUAGUUUGCCUCGCCUGAAUGAAUGAUACAAGGAAUGGGUUUCACUGUGCAAAACAUGGCCUCUAAUGUCUGUCCAUUACUGAGACAUGACUACUGUUGUCUCAGACUUGACAUCGGCUCUUUUAAAAGUGUUUCUUGGUAAAUUCUGCUGUGAUGGUACUGUGUACUGCUCAGCCAGGCUCUCUUGUGAGUCUAAGCCAGGAUGUUACUUAAACGAAAGUCAGGUUUUCGAGUUAAGAUCAAAGGUGGUAAUUGCAGAAGUCGCUAAACAAUUAUGCAUGAAGUCUGGGUGUUCACUAUUGGGAGAGAAAUGUUAAUGUCAUGCAAAAAUAGUAACAUCUUUUUAAAUUGUAUUUUUCUUACUGUGGUCUAACCUGAAAUGAAGGUAUGGCAAGAGUUGGCAGCGGAGCAUAACUGGUCUGUUGUAUUCUUCGUGGAACCUCAACCCCUGUUUUAAGUUUUUCUGAAAUUGUUUCACUGUCCAGUAUUUUCAAAAGUUGUUUAUAAUUGACAUGUUCAUAUUCAGCUGUCUAGUGGUUGUGAAGAUCUAGGUCAGUGGAUCAGGGUAGGCUGUCAGACUACUUUAUAAAAAAAACCAAUAAUUUAUUCUCUGUAUUAAGCAUACAGUGGUGUAACUCGUUUGAAUUAUCCCUGCUUCCCGACAACGCAGUAUGUGCUCUCGGAUACUCAGCUGUGUGGGUACCUGAGAGGACAUCUGUAGGCAGACUUCCACGUUUGAUAGAAUUUGUCUCCCCACCUGCUGCACUGGCAGGGUUUCCUGGGCAGGUUUUCUCUCUGUUCUAAAUGCAUGCGGGGUCUACAUUUCCCAAGGAAACACACUGAAGCGCUGUGUUAAUUUAGAUGGAAAAGGUGCCUCUGGAAAUCCUGUCGUCGUGCAGACUGUUGGCUGGAUAUUUUGUGUCCAUUUUAAAUUAUUUAAAUUAAUAAAACAUUGAAAUACAAGAAGUGAAAUGAAA
Messenger RNA from Scatophagus argus, 2192 nucleotides. It is a transcript of the gene ube2s, whose product is annotated as ubiquitin-conjugating enzyme E2S. The coding region runs from base 209 to 919 and encodes 236 amino acids. NCBI's taxonomy places the organism in Eukaryota, Metazoa, Chordata, Actinopteri, Scatophagidae. The record is from RefSeq and is a predicted model, not a curated record. The transcript is spliced from 4 exons.